AUGGGAGAAUUAAAUAAUUCUAAAAAAAACGGCAAAAGCACACAUAUUUCCGAAGAUGAAGUUACAGAACAAAUAAAAUCUACAAAAAGAACACUUUCUCAAUCAGAUACAGAUCCAUCUACCGAGAAAAAGAAGAAAACCAAAGAGAAGAAAAAGAAAAUAAAACCUGUAGGGAGAAAUAAAGGCCCCAUUGAUUUGGAUAAACAAUGUGGUGUCAUUCAAUAUCCAAAGACUACACCAUGCACACGUUCAUUGACUUGUAAAACUCAUUCUGUUGGCUCGAAACGGGCAGUUCAAGGUCGUUCAAAGAGAUACGAUGAAUUACUCGCCGAACACCAAAAGAAGAAAGCUGCAGAACGUCCGCCAAAAGAAAUUGCAGUAUCAAAUAAUAAGCAAGACAAUAAGAUCGAUGACUCAGAAAGAGAUGUUGCUGUAAUUGAUUCAGAUGCGGAAGUUGAUGCUGUCAUGGAAGCAACAAUGUGUUAUAAGCCUCGACCUCUUGUCACGCGACCAAAUUACUAUCUUCAUACGCCACGGACAAGUGAUUAUUUCAAAUACGACGAGUUAUUGCACUCCGACAUUACAACUCCAGAUACUUGCUAG
Messenger RNA from Dentiscutata erythropus, 603 nucleotides. The record is from the annotation of a GenBank genome assembly. Lineage: Eukaryota; Fungi; Glomeromycota; Glomeromycetes; Diversisporales; Gigasporaceae.